AUGCCUCUAAUCAAGGAUCAAUUAUCUUACCGGGUAUCCAUUCUACCAGGGGACGCCCAUGGCUCUCAACUCGCGUCAUAUGCAGAACGCACCCUGCACCUCAUCCAGAACAUCCGUCCAGGUGUAACCUUCCAAAUCUCAAGACACGAUUUCGGAGGUGUCGCUUUAGCAGCAGGCCACUCAACAGCCUUGCCAGACUCCAUAUUGGACGCAUGUCGCAAAUCUGAUGCCACAGUUGUUUGUGCCUGUGGUGAUUCCAAUUAUGGCAUUGAGCCAGAAAAGGGAUUGUUGGCACUUCGACAAGAACUUGGAGCGUCUGCGAAUAUUCGACCUGUCAAGUUCCCCUCUGCUCGGCUGGCUGAGCUGAGUGCUUACAAAGCCUAUUCAGUUGAGAAUCUCGAUAUCACAUUCUUUCGAGAUUUGACGAGUGGUGUCUACUAUGGACCUAAGCAAGAGGCUGGUCCUGAUGGAGAAGCGUAUGACACUACAGUCUAUUCUCGCCAGACAAUUGAGAAGUUGGCGCGAAUGGCUGGUGCAUAUGCUAUGCAGUUCACCCCUCCAAAGCCUGUUCACUCUGUUGACAAAGCGAAUGUUAUGGCGACUUCACGACUGUGGAGAUCUGUUGUUACAGACAUCUUUACGAACGAAUUUCCAGAGGUCGAACUGGAUCAUGUUCUGGUCGAUACUGCAUCCAUGAUUCUCUCUUCCCAUCCAUGCAGACUGAAUGGCAUCCUUCUUUCUGAGAACAUGUUUGGCGACAUCCUCUCCGAUCAGGCAGGUGGUAUUCUCGGAUCUCCAGAUGUCCUUGCAUCCGCGGCUAUCUCCACCACUCACAACACAGGCUCUUCAAGAACACCCGGUCUGUUCGAGCCGUUCAACCUCAAGCCCAAAGACAAGGCUGGGAAUCCACUCGGUAUCGUACAAGCAGUUGGUUUGAUGCUAGAGCUCUCACUAGGCUUGAAAUCUGAGGCUGAAGCCUUGUCAAAAGCCAUCCGUCGCACUCUAGACCCUGUCGACCAAGUUGGGUCUGACACGAUAACACCAGACAUUGGUGGUACAGCCACGCCCGACGAUUUUAUGCAUACUCUCCUUCAUAACUUCGACUACUACCUUGAAGCUCUUAACUCAGCAGACACCGCAAACUUAUCAACCCUUCGACCAUCAUCACCAUCCUUCAACUUUACACAUGAGCGCCGUCCCAUGGGUAUCAUCGAGAAGAUUCUUACCCAUGCAGCCAUCGGUCUCUCCAAAUCCCACGUCGAAACCGGAGACAUGAUCUGCGUCAAAGUGGACUGGACGCUUACAUCUGAGCUUCUCUGGGGUGGUAUGGAGAAGACUUACGACCAAAUGGGACGCCCUCGGCCUUUCCGUAAUGAUCGCCUUUGGCUGGCCGUGGAUCAUAUCGUUGAUCCGAGAACGAACCAUCAGCCUCGGCAGAAGGGUCUUAUUGCCAAGGCAGAGCGUUUUAGGAAAGAGGCCAAGAUCAUUGACUUCCUUCCUGCCAACACAAGCAUUAUGCAUACCGACUUUACUCGUGAAAGAGCACAGCCUGGUCGUGUUGUGGUUGGUAGUGACUCGCAUACCUGCUCAGCAGGAAGCAUGGGUUCAUUCGCCGUUGGUUUCGGUGCUGCAGACGUCGUCAUGCCUAUGGUGACCGGCGAAACCUGGUUCCGCGUUCCCGAAGUCUGUCGUAUCAACUUCGUCGGCAAACUACCUUUUGGCGUUGGUGGCAAAGACGUCAUUCUUCACAUUUUGGGUCUCUUCAAGCGCAACACUAUCGCUUUCCAACGAGCAGUUGAGUAUGGUGGUCCCGGCCUCAAGGAGUUGUCUAUGGACGCUAGAUUUGCCAUUGCAAACAUGACGACUGAGUUUGGUGGUAUGGGUACUUGCUUUGAGGCUGACGAGGAGACCUCUUCAUGGAUUGCAAGACGACAGCUGCCUGAACAUCGUGAGGGCGGCCUUUACUUUCGUGCAGACCAUGGAGCAAAAUAUGUCGAUGAGAGAACCAUUGAUCUCUCAGAAGUCCGCUUGACCAUGGCUAUGUAUCCAAACCCGGAUGAUGUCGUUCCCAUCUGGGAGAAGGCCGACAUGAAGCUUGAUGGAUGCUUCAUCGGGGCUUGUACUACCACGGAAGAAGACUUGAUCAUUGGCGCUUUGGUCCUAGAAGCCGGUCUCUACGCAGGCAUGCGUCCUUCAUCUCAUGGCAAGCGUCGCGUCACGCCCGGAAGUCUCAUCAUCAUCAACCGCCUCAACAAACACGGCCUGCUCGACAUCUACCGCCAAGCGGGUUUCGAGGUCGGCGCGCCCGGCUGUUCAUACUGUGUCGGCAUUAACGAUGUCGAUGUAGCAGGCGAAGGCGAAGUCUGGUUAUCCUCUCAGAACCGCAACUUCAGAAACAGAAUGGGUAAGGGAAGUUUUGGCAAUAUCACUUGUGCUGCUGCGGUUGCGGCGUCAAGUUUCGAUAUGGUUGUUACAGAUCCCAAAUUCUUGCUGGACCAGCUGGAUCGUGACAAGUUAGAGAGACUCGUUAGUGGUGGUAGAGCGAAGGGAGUGCAGCCAGUUUUGAAGAUCAGUGAGCCGAGUCCUGAGGCCUCUUCGACUGAAGUACCAAGAAUCCUCGAUGGUGGGGAUUCUGAACCAGAGACAGCGAGGACACUAAGUGCGCGAGUCCUCCGAUCUAAGAUUCAGCGGUUUGGAGAGAACGUUGACACCGAUGCGGUCAUCCCUGCCGAGUUUAUGCCUGGAAUCGACAACGCUGAUCUCGGAAGUCACUGCUUCCAAUACUACCGACCAGAGUUCAGAGAGAAGGCGAACAAUGGGUCACGAGUUAUUGUCGCAGAACAUGGGUUUGGCAGUGGCUCAUCCCGUGAGGACGCGGUCCGAGCCUUGCAAGGAGCUGGCGUCGAAGCCGUCAUCGCCAAGGGCUUCGCCUUUAUCUAUGAACGGAACCAGCUGAACAUGGGUCUGUUCAACAUCAAGCUACAAGACCCUCGGUUCUACGAGCUUGCACAUGAAGACGCGGUAAUCACAAUUAACAAGGACGAUAAGACCAUCCACAUCGAGGGCUCGGAAGAGGCUUUCCGGUACGAGCAGUCAGAAGUUGAAGAGACUCUCAUUGAAGCAGGAGGUGUCUUACCGCUAUAUAGUAAGCUGGGACGGAAGGUGUUCCGACAUAUCACGGUGCCCAAGAUCAAGGGACGAAGGACGAGGACGCAAGGAAGCGCGUCGAGUGAUUCUGGUUGCUCAACUGGCGAUGCUAGUUCAAGCAUAGAUUGGUAG
Molecule: messenger RNA, 3279 nt
Organism: Fusarium coffeatum
Lineage: Eukaryota; Fungi; Ascomycota; Sordariomycetes; Hypocreales; Nectriaceae
Exons: 4
Coding region: 1-3279 (1092 amino acids)
Molecular function (GO): hydro-lyase activity
Source: RefSeq, a predicted model, not a curated record